ACCACAGUUUAGGUAUAUGAUCACCACAGUCCACUAUCGCCACCAUCAACACAAUAUGUUCUUCAGUAGUUCGUAUUUAAGGGUCAUUAUGGUGUUGAUAAUGACGGCAUUAUCACCUUUGACGACACAAGGUUGUCAGGAGUCACCACCCUGGCAGACCAAUAUUACACUUCCUCUGACGCCCAAGGAAGGUGUGUGGGCGGCCAGUGUGGGCGUGAGACCUGACAACAACAUCUGGACACUAAGCAUCACUGUUUACACCAACAAGAAAAGCAUCAUAAAACUUAUUAUCACUAGUACUAAUGAUACUUUGCAGAAAUUAUCAUGGACAAGAGAUACAGAAACUGAAGAAUUACAGUCACGCUGGCCUCCUUAUACACAUUUUCUUCCUGGCCAGACCUCCAAACUAUUGGUGAUGGUGUCCAGCGCCGAGCUUACACUCCAGUUGUGUACAUCUUCCACUUGUAAAAACAUUACUUUCCCACUGCGUCAUCGUAGCGUCAUCAGUGAAGCAAAUCUCAGUGUUUUCAAAUUAAGUGGCGGCGAAAACUUCAAUAUUUGUCGUUAUCCUGCAAAAGGUUGUCAGGAGUCACCACCCUGGCAGACCAAUAUUACACUUCCUCUGACGCCCAAGGAAGGUGUGUGGGCGGCCAGUGUGGGCGUGAGACCUGACAACAACAUCUGGACACUAAGCAUCACUGUUUACACCAACAAGAAAAGCAUCAUAAAUCUUAUUAUCACUAGUACUGAUACUUGGCAGAAAUUAUCAUGGACAACAGAUACAGAAACUGAAGAAUUACAGUCAUCCUGGCCUCCUCAUACAUAUUUUCUUCCUGGCCAGACCUCCAAACUAUUGGUGAUGGUGUCCAGCACCGAGCUUACACUCCAGUUGUGUACAUCUUCCACUUGUAAAACCAAUACUUGGCUACUGCGUCAUCGUAGCGUCAUCAAUGAAGCAAAUCUCAAUGUUUUCAAAUUAAGUGGCGGCGAAAACUUCAAUUUUUGUCAUUAUCCUGCAGAAGGAGAAGGAACACAGACGCCAGUGACUAACAGCAGUGAUUCGCUCCAGGAUACCGACAGUGACAAUAACGAAGGUAACAACAAUGUUGUGUGGAUGUUCUGUGGUGUCGCCGGAGCCAUCGCUAUGGUGUUGUUGGGACUGAAGUUCGUCAUCAAAGAGAUCAUUAUCAAAACACACAGGCAGCAAGAGAACCUACAGUGUUCUGCCUCCAACAUCAUGCACACACCUGCACCUACAUCUCCCGAAGCAUCUCCUUCAACACCUGGGUUAGGCACUGAGAGUCAAGUCUUGCAUCUUGGAUCACUGGGCAUCAGAACCAUCCUCUCAGAAUCACCUUGUGCACCUCGGUGUUGUGUAUUAAAUGACCGUUUGCUUCUACAGUACAAAGCGGUCCGGUUUCUACCUGAAUUUGAUGGUGCUGGAGAGAGCAAUGAUGUAAAUAUUAGUAGUGGGAAUUUAAGCACAACGGUACGAUGUGGAAAUUUUGAAUACAGAACACUUCCAAGGAAGACUGAUGUGCAGCCAUCAGCAACCAAGGUGCAGAUACGCUCUUCUCUCGAUGACCAUGUAUAUGAGAGUGUUACAGACUAUGAAGUAUCACCUGGUAGCCACACUAGCAACAACAGCAUUUAUGAUUCAUAUGACUCAUUCUGUCAACAAACUUGAUGAGGGAGACUGUCAGAGAAUGUGAUCAUGAACAGAAUUCUCCAGUGAAGGUAAUCUUAGUCUGUACGGGUGUAGCGCUCUUCCAUGAUUAUAAUAACAAUCUUUGAAAUUGUUAUGAGUUAUAGUGUGGUUCCCUGCUGAACUAUAUAAGUUACUGUGAUAAUUAUUUCGUACUCUUAUUACUGCCGUGUUUUAUCAAGUCUUCAUGCACAGCAAUAUAUUAUAUUAAUCAACAUACAAUGUGUCCAGUUUCAAAUAUAAACUACAGUUUAUAGAAUAUAAUCUAGAGUACAUAGAAUAUAGAAACAACUUUUAUUAUUUAGCAAUGGAUAAUAUUAAAUUGGGUUUAAUAUGAAGGACCCCAAUGGAAAUAAGUCACUUUGUCUGGCUUUUUUGGGUUAUCCUAGAUUCCCUAUGCAUAUGCUGCUAUGUAUGAUAAUCUGUGCAAUUGUAUUUGUGUAUGCCUGAAUAAACUUACUUAUUAACUUAAUGUAAAAUUUGUCUGUUCAUUCCACACUACUUUACCUUCCACCCAUAUACUUUUUGUUUUUGGGGGCAAUGUUUGUUGUAGAGGCAUUGGGCUUUUUUAGAAAAUUAUUUAUACAUUCAUUUAUGUCUGUAUAUGUUUCGAGCUCAUUUUGCCAAUCGAUGUUAUUCAUAGCUGCUAUAAAGUUGUUAACAGCUGUCUUGUCAUGUACUCUGAAGGUUGCUUUAAUAAUGUCUUGUGGCAAUUUGCCCAGAUUAGUUAUGAGAAAGGUUGGGUAGUGGUCUGUAGUGUUGUCUGUGAUUAUGCCUGAUUUUAAAGGGGAUAUGGCAUUUGUCCAAAUGUGGUCUAUUAAGGAGAUAUUUGUCUCGGUGAUUCUUGUAGGUUUAGAUAUUGCUGGUAGCAACAGGCAGUUGCUUAUAGUGUUUGUGAAUUCGGUUACUUGUGGGUCCUGGUCGUAUAGUAUGUUUAUGUUGAAAUCACCUGUUAGUAGCAGGUGGUCUUUAUUCAUGUGUGCAUCAGUAAUCAUGUUUCCUAGUUUGUAACUAAAGUGGUAAAUGUUUGACUGUGGUACUCUGUAGAUGUUUAUAACUGUGAGGGGCUUUUUGCAGGUCUUUUGAUUUAAAUUUGGCUAUGAUAUAUUCUCCAUGUUCAUCCCUUGUGCAAGAUUUAUUGAUACAUUCGAGUUGAUUUGAGUAGUAUAUAGCUGUUCCUCCCCCUUGCUGGUCUGUUCUACAGUUGUGUAUGGACAUGUAGCCAGGAAUGGUAUAGAAAUCUGUAAUAUCAGGCUUAAGCCAGGUUUCUGUGAGUGUGAUGAUUGAUAUAUUGGAAUGAAGGGAAUUGAGUAAUGCUGUGAGGUCGUCAUAAUGUUUGCUCAAGGAUCUGACAUUGUAGUUAAAGAUGGUUAUGUUAUUGUUUGCACUGAGUAAUGUCUUUGCUUGGUCUGCUGUGUAGUAAUUACAGUUACUGGUUGAUUCAUGUAAUUCAUUUUGUAAAAAGUUUACAUCAGGAUCUAUGUCUGUAGUCAUAAGAUGAGAGUAAUUUUACAAACUAGAUUUUCUGAGUAAAAUAAUAUAAGAGUUAUACUGAAUCUACAACUAGACUUAGGAAUAAUACUAUGUAAUUAUUCUAAAACUUUUAAAAAUAUAGAACAACUAUGGAUUAUUAUAGAAUAGAUAAUUCAGUUAUACAUUUUGGGAUCUAAAUAGCACCUUAAUUAUUUAAAAAAAUGUGAGCUUAUGAACUACGGUAGAUAUUUACAGCUAAAAUAAAGGAGCUAGUGAAUAUAAUAAUCAAAGAAUGAACUAAAAAAACAAAAACAGUAGCACCUGAGAUAGUCAAUAGCACCUGGAUUAUUUUAAUAAAUGUGACUAUAUGGACAAGAGGGAAAAAUAUUAAAACACCUGAAACUGACCCUUUAAUUGUUAUUAAAACUAAUGAGUAUAGCAGUUACUGAAUAAAGGGCGGUACAAUGUAUUGGUAUAUAGAGAAUUAUUUCAGGAGAAAUGUAAAAAGGGACUAAAUUAAGUAGUGGUAAACAACCUUUAAAGGAUAGAUAGUCACUAUGAUAUGAAAUUAACCUGAGAGUAAGAUUUGACUUAUAGCAUAAAGUUUGAGCAAUUAAUAUCACAAAAGCGAGCGGCCCAUGUCCUUUCGCAUGCUAUUAUCACUAGAAACUAGCACUUUCCCGACACUACUCGAGACAGCAAGGGUUACACCAAUACAUAAAGGUGGUGACCCUACAGACGUAAACAGCUAUAGGCCAAUAUCAAGCUCACCAUUGCUAUCCAAAAUCUUCG
Cherax quadricarinatus is the source of this 3970-nucleotide messenger RNA. RefSeq lists its product as uncharacterized. The record is from RefSeq and is a predicted model, not a curated record. Lineage: Eukaryota; Metazoa; Arthropoda; Malacostraca; Decapoda; Parastacidae.